AUGCCUCCUCCCCCUCCUCCCCCUCCCCCGCCCCCUCCAGGUGGUGGAGGCCCUCCUCCGCCUCCGCCUCCUCCUGGAGCCCUCCCGGCACGGCCGCCAGCUGGCGGAGCGGGAAGAGGCGCCCUCCUUUCAGAUAUAUCCAAGGGAAAGGCGCUGAAGAAGACCGUUACCAACGAUCGAUCCGCGCCACUUGUCGGCAAAGUGUCCGGCGGGCCCGGCCCAUCGCCGCUGGGAGGUGCUCCGCCUGUGCCGGGGCUGCCGAAAGCCCCCGGGGGCCUCGCUCCACCCGUGCCCGGUAACAGGGCGAGGAGCAACAGCGAUCAAGGCAGUCGAGAUGCGCCGCCCGCGCCGGCCAUGGACGCUGCCCCACAACUGGCUGGUCUCUUUGCCGGAGGCAUGCCGAAGCUGAGAAAGACGGGCGGAGGGGUAGACACAGGAGCGGAUCAUGGCGCAUCAUACCUGUCCGACCCUGAGUCCACGAGUCCCGGGACGCCCAGCGAUCCCAGGCCUGGCCAACCACGCAUCUAUAGCAAACCUCAGAAGGACGGCUGCCGGCGAGGGCCCGCGCCCAAUAUCGUCAGCUUCAUUAAAGGGCCCUCCUCCACCCAUAGGGAAGAAGCCGCCCCCGCCACCCAGCUCUCGCAAACCAUCUUCCAACAUAUCAUCGGCUCCAGCUCUACCAAGCGCCUCAGCACCGCCGCCGCCCUCGUCUGCCGCGCCGUCAUUACCGCCAGCACCACCUCCUCCGCCUCCUUCGUCCGCUCCUCGACCACCCCCGGCCCCAGCAAGAUCACAGCUUCCGCCUCCCCCGCCGCCAGGAGCCGGCGCCGUCUCUCCCAAUAUUGCUGUGCAGGCAGCGAUUCGAGCAGCAGCGACCGGGGCGAGCUCCCCGACAUCAGCCCCUCCCCCGCCACCUCCCCCCGGCGCUCCCUCGCCGCGGUCUCCAGCGUCUGGUCCGCCGCCGCCGCCGCCGCCACCUUCAAACACCACACCGGCGCGUGCUCACUCGGGCUCCGGCGGGCGCUCGAUGCUCGACCCUAG
Diaporthe batatas is the source of this 1041-nucleotide messenger RNA. RefSeq lists its product as uncharacterized. The coding region runs from base 1 to 1041 and encodes 346 amino acids. Gene Ontology annotation, molecular function: actin binding. NCBI's taxonomy places the organism in Eukaryota, Fungi, Ascomycota, Sordariomycetes, Diaporthales, Diaporthaceae. The transcript has 4 exons. The record is from RefSeq and is a predicted model, not a curated record.